Molecule: messenger RNA, 1461 nt
Organism: Phragmites australis (common reed)
Lineage: Eukaryota; Viridiplantae; Streptophyta; Magnoliopsida; Poales; Poaceae
Product: chitinase CLP-like
Exons: 2
Coding region: 27-1343 (438 amino acids)
Biological process (GO): proteolysis
Molecular function (GO): aspartic-type endopeptidase activity
Source: RefSeq, a predicted model, not a curated record
UCUAAUCAUCUCCCGGACCCAUCAUCAUGUUUGCCCCAGAUGCACCAAUGGUCUACUUGUUUCCUCUUGCCAUUUCAUCACUAGCCUUGCUGCUGCUCCCAUGCACUGUGGUGGCCAGUGAGCAGACACCCUACAAACCACUCAUCGCUCGUGUCACCAAAGACCACAACACCUCUCUGUACACCAUCUCCAUCAAGAACGGCGAGCCUCUGGUCGUCGACCUAGCCGGCUCGCUCGUCUGGUCGACGUGCCCGUACAAGCACGGCACGGUGCCGUGCGAGUCUGACACGUGCCGCGUGGCCAACCAGCAACACCCGCGCCGCUGCCGGUAUGUGGACGCCGGCUGGUUCGGCGCCAACCGCGAGUCUGGCUGGGGCUGCGCCUGCACCGGCCACCCCUUCAACUCGGUCACUGGCGAGUGCUCCAUCGGCGAUCUCACCAGCAUGGCGAUGUCGGCCAACACCACCAACGGCACGCAUAUGCUGUACCCGGAGUCAUUCACCGCCGUCGGCUCGUGCGCACCCGACCGCCUUUCGAGAUCACUCCCCGAGGGCGCCACCGGCGUGGCGGGCUUCUCCCGGUGGCAGCUCUCCCUGCCGUCGCAGCUCUCCUCGCAGCGUAAGUUCGGCAACGUGUUCGCCCUGUGUCUGCCUGGCUUCGCCACCUUCGGCAACACGUCGGUGUACCUGGGGGAGGCGGGGUUUCGCCUCGUCGACUACACGGGCAUCAUCCCAUACACCCCGCUCCUCCAGAACCCGAGAAACCCCGGCGGCUACUACAUCCCCGUCAAAGGCAUAUCUGUGUCCUGGCACGGCGUGUACGUCCCGGCGUCCCUGCCCGGCGGCGUGUUGGACCUCGACGUCCACGCCGGCCGCGGCGGCGUCGUGCUGAGUACGGUGACGUACUACACGAUCAUGCGGCCCGACGUGUUCCGCCCGUUCGCCCGGGCGUUCGACGAGGCCAUAACUAGGGGGAGGAUGACCGACAUGAAGCGUGUGCCGGCGGUGAAGCCGUUCGAGCUGUGCUACAACGGCGUCGUCCCGUUGCUGAAGCGGCCGGUCAAAUACGACGUGCCGCUGAUCAACAUGGAGCUGGCCGGCGCCACGGGAAACUGGACGGUCUUCAACGACUACCUGGUGCAUGUGGAAGGUGCCAUGUGCCUCGGGAUCCUUGAGAUGGGGCCCGGUGGCAUGCCAGUCGACGGCGAGCCAUCGGUGGUGGUAGGCGGGAAGAUGCUAGAGAACAACCUGCUAGUGUUCGAUCUGGAGAAAGGGGUGCUGGGGUUCAGCAUGCUGUUGGACUACCGCUUGUCCAGUUGCUACAGCACUCCUUUGAAAUUUUGAAUUAACAGCUAGCGUGCCUGUUGCUCUUGACCUGUACUGUCCAGUGCUUGCAGUACCUGUUCCUCUCUUUCGUUUGAUGGAAGAGACACGUACGGGAUUAGAUUGCGCCUGUUUAACA